CUCUUAUUAGAAGCCUCCCGUGUCAGCAAAUGUGUGAUAUAUGAUGGUAUUUGUGUCACAGUGUCAGCACAGACCGGCGAGCGUAUUAUCGGCGGAUCCCAAUGUUGGCCGCACUCUCAGCCCUGGCAAGUCUUCGUAUUCGACAAUCAGCUCUCUCGGUGUGGUGGAGCCUUGAUCAAUGAGCACUGGGUGCUUACAGCUGGACACUGUCUAGGAAGAAAUCUCAUGGUUCAUCUUGGGGAGCAUGAUUUGCGUAAGCAAGAUGCUGGGGAACAGGCUUCCAGAGCAGUCAGGGUCAUCCGCCACCCUAAGUUUGAUCCCCUAACCCUGAAAAACGAUGUCAUGCUUCUGAAGCUAUCCCCCCCUGCAGUCCUGGGAGAUACCAUUAAGACCAUCCCUUUGGCUAAGGAAUGCGCACCCAUUGGGACAAAGUGUGUGGUGUCUGGCUGGGGCACUACUACUUUCCCCAGAGUAAAUUAUGCCUAUGUCCUGCAAUGUUUGGACACAGAGAUCCUGUCAAAAGACAUAUGCAAGUCUAGGUACGGAGACUCCGUUACAGACGACAAGAUUUGCUCAGGAAUAAUGGAAGGAGGCAAAGACUCGUGCCAGGGAGAUUCUGGGAGCCCCAUGAUUUGCAACGGGGUCCUUCACGGUUUGGUGUCAUGGGGAGCUGUGCAGUGUGCGUCCAAGAAAAGCCCUUCUAUUUCCACGGAGAUCUGCAAAUUUCGGAAGUGGAUCGAGGAAACCAUGGCUGAAAGUGAUACAAAAGCGCCAGUCCAGGGCUGAUAUCCCUCAAUAAAAAG
This is a messenger RNA of Lacerta agilis (Sand lizard), 803 nucleotides long. Its product is annotated as trypsin-like. The transcript is spliced from 4 exons. Gene Ontology annotation, molecular function: serine-type endopeptidase activity. Lineage: Eukaryota; Metazoa; Chordata; Lepidosauria; Squamata; Lacertidae. The record is from RefSeq and is a predicted model, not a curated record. The annotation marks the transcript as partial. Gene Ontology annotation, biological process: proteolysis.